AAGGCACAAAAUUUUCCACCGCCUGCUAGCUUGUCCAAGGAUGCUCACGUAUCUUCCAGAGAACAAUACGAUAAAAUGUACCAGCAAUCUAUUGAUGAUCCUGACGCUUUCUGGGGGAACAUUGCCAAGUCAUUCUUCUGGAAAAAAGAAUGGCAGAUUCCUGUAAGAAGGUACAAUUUCGACGUUCGGAAGGGGCCGGUGAAGAUUGAGUGGUUUGUCGGGGCGGAGACAAACAUCACGUACAAUGCGCUGGACAGACAUGUCGAGGCCGGGAAUGGGGACCGCGUGGCAUUCUACUGGGAGGGCAACGACCUCAACGAGCAAACUGUCACCACCUACAAGGAGCUCCUGGAUCAGGUCUCUCAGCUGGCCAAUUACCUGAAGAGCGUAGGCGUCAAGAAGGGGAGUGACGUCACCAUCUACAUGCCCAUGAUCCCCGAGCUUCCUGCCGCCAUGCUUGCAUGCGCCCGCAUCGGCGCAGUGCACUCAGUGGUGUUUGCGGGGUUCUCUGCGGAGUCCUUGGCCGGCCGCAUCCUGGACUCCAAGCCCAGCGUCGUGCUCACCGCCUCAGCCGUCAAGCGUGGCGCCAAACCCAUCAACCUGAAGGGCAUCGUGGACGAUGCGCUGAAGAAGGUGGAGGAACAGAGCCACAGCGUGAAGACGGUGUUGGUGUAUGACCACAAGCUGGCGGCCCAGCGCGAGAGCGUCCCCUUUGUGGAGGGCCGCGAUGUGUGGUGGCAGGACGCCGUCGCGCAGCACCCCACCCAGUGUGACAUUGAGUGGAUGGGCGCCGAGGAUCCCCUGUUCAAGCUGUAUACGAGCGGGUCGACAGGGAAGCCCAAGGGAGUGGAGCACACCACGGGCGGCUACAUGGUGGGGGCUGCCACCACGUUCAAAUACGUGUUUGAUUACCGACCAGACGACAUCUACUGGUGCACGGCCGACUGUGGCUGGAUCACUGGCCACUCUUACGUAACUUACGGGCCCAUGAUCAAUGGUGCAAGCCAGGUCCUUUUCGAGGGCGUGCCCACCCACCCAGACGCAGGGCGUGCUUGGGACAUCAUCGACAAGUACAAGGUGACGCUGGUGUACACAGCGCCGACGGCCAUCCGGGCACUGCAGUCGUUCGGCAACGAGUGGGUGACCAAGCACUCUCGCGCGUCGCUGCGCAUCCUGGGCACCGUCGGCGAGCCCAUCAACCCAGAGGCCUGGAAGUGGUACCACGAGGUGGUGGGCGACGGACGCUGCCCGAUCGUGGACACGUGGUGGCAGACGGAGACGGGCGCGCACAUGAUCACGCCGCUGCCGGGCGCCACCACGCUCAAGCCCGGGUCGGCCACGCUGCCCUUCUUCGGAGUGGAGCCCGCCAUCCUCAAUGAGAAGGGCGAGGAGAUCCAGGGCAAGGGCGAGGGGUACCUGGUGAUAAAGCAGGCGUGGCCGAGCUGCAUGCGUACGCUGAGCGGCGACCACGAGCGCUUUGAGACGACCUACUUCAAGGUCUAUCCCGGCUACUACUUCACCGGCGACGGCUGCAGGCGCGACGACGACGGCUACUACUGGCUCAUUGGUCGCGUGGACGAUGUGAUCAACGUGUCAGGGCACAGGAUCGGCACGGCGGAGGUGGAGGGUGCGCUGACUCAGCACCCGCGCUGUGCAGAGGCGGCUGUGGUCCCCGUGGAGCACCCCAUCAAGGGGCAGGGCAUCUACGCAUUCGUCACCCUCAUGGUGGGCACCGAGUACCCUCCGCCCUCAGAGCUGAAGAAGGAGCUGAUCGCUGUGGUGCGCGAUGUGAUUGGGCCCAUCGCCACUCCGGAUGUCAUCCACUGGGCACCAGGGCUGCCCAAGACGCGGUCUGGGAAGAUCAUGCGGCGCAUCCUGCGCAAGAUCGCCAGCAAGGAAGAGGACCAGCUCGGGGACACAAGCACGCUUGCUGACCCUUCUGUUGUGCAGACCUUAUUAGAACUGCGCGGUCAAUGAGAGAUACGUCUUUGGAAUGGGUGGUUUGCACAUUCAAUAUGCAGAUUGCCUUGUCGCACUCUUCAGAUCUUUUGAGAGGGUGUGCCGCCAACAAAUGUGUCCAGACGUCUGGCUACGACGUUGUACUUCCUCGUUGGGGAUGUGCUGUUGCAACCUCCAUUCAGAGCUAUUGGUGGAAAAUUGUUCUGCAAGUGAGAUGCAAGGGCCUGCUGCUAGGAUGGGCAGUGCCUGCGUGAUGCUGACUGAUGUAGUACUAUAGUUCCACGACACUGCGAGAUCUGAGACCCACACUAUUUCAUUUGGAUCUUUCAAGAUCCACAAUGUCAUGUUACACUGUUUCUGUUGCUACUUGUAAAUAUCGGAUGAAUGA
Messenger RNA from Coccomyxa subellipsoidea C-169, 2347 nucleotides. Its product is annotated as acetate--CoA ligase. The coding region runs from base 76 to 1977 and encodes 633 amino acids. NCBI's taxonomy places the organism in Eukaryota, Viridiplantae, Chlorophyta, Trebouxiophyceae, Coccomyxaceae. The transcript is spliced from 14 exons. The record is from RefSeq and is a predicted model, not a curated record. Gene Ontology annotation, molecular function: acetyl-CoA synthetase activity; AMP binding.